AUAAUGGAGUCUUCCCAAAGAGUAAGUCGUCGUUGGUAAUAGUCGGGAACGUCCGGCUUGUAAUCCAACGGCGUGAGACUAGACUGAUUUUAAAAGAGUGGGGUUACAAUGAACGUCAACUUAAAGUCGUCCCAACCAAAAAGUCAUAAUUCCACUAUUAUUAUAUUAUUAUUUAGCACGUUCUUCCUUUAAUCCACUGUCCAUUUUAAGACGAAUUUUUCGCUGGGAUCAAACUAACUCUUUGGAAAAAUUUUAUAUUUUUUAUAAAACUUAAUAUUUUUGUGGGAAAUUAAGAUUAUUGAUAAUAAUAAUUGUGUUUAUAUCUAGUGUAAUAAAACAAUGAGUGUAAUCGAAAUAAUCGAAAUAAGUAGUGACGAAGAUGAUGAUGACACUUCUACAAUAGUAGAUCUUUCGCUUGGAAAAAAUGAGGAUAUUGAUGUGCAACAAUACUGUGAUGGUAGAAUAACAAAGACUCAGUCACAAUAUAAAGACGUUAAUAAUACAGAAAUUAUUGACUGUCAAUAUUUGAUAAAUAAACUAAUAUAUAGUAAUAUGAAGGUAAUUAACAGUCUCACUGAACAGAACAAAUUUUUAUCUUCCACCAAUGGCUUAAUUUCACAGGCUGAUGAUGACAAUUUAGAUUUGUAUGCUAAUAGAUAUGAAAAUAAGGUUGUAGAUUCGCUCAGUCAUAUAAAGAUUGUGAAAAUUGAAUCAUUGAAUGCACAAGAAAAUUUGACUGCGGAUAUCAUAGACAGUCAUAGUGAUGAAGAUGUACAGGAAGUAAUUCCUGACAGUAACAGACAAAAUUUGAGCAAUGGAAAUAUAAAUGAAAUAAACUUAAACAAUAUUGAAGAAACAACAAAUGAUAUUUGUCAUCAAGAAUCAGCUAAUGUGAUUGAAACUUCAAUUGAAAAUAAGUUUCCAUUUUUUAAAUGGAAAGAUUUGAAAGAAAUUUCAAAUAAUAAACUCCAAACUAAAAUCAUUUCUAAUCAUACAUCAAAAAUAUUAAAACAAUGUUUUCCUUUGGUUCGACUUGAAAGGAUCUCUGUACCUGAAUCCAAUAUUAUUUCUUCAAGUAACGCAAAAAACAUCGCAAUUUCUUCAAGUAACACAGAAAACGAUAUGAUUCCUGUAAGUAUCGCAGAAAACAAUAAAAUUCCUCCAAGUAACACAGAAACUGAUAUAAUUUCUGGAAAUACCAAAAAAAACAAUAUUAUUUCUUCAAGUAAUACAGAAAACAUCGCAAUUUCUUCAAGUAACGCAGAAAACGAUAUGAUUCUUGUAAGUAUCGCAGAAAACAAUAAAAUUCCUCCAAGUAACACAGAAACUGAUAUAAUUUCUGGAAAUACCAAAAAAAACAACAUAAUUUCUUCAAGUAACACAGAAAAUAAAAUAAUUUUUUCAAAUAACGCAAAAAAAUAUAAUUGCAAAAAGUGUAACCGCUUUUUUGCUUCAUUGGAAAAAUUAAAAUCCCAUAAACAGUAUCGUCACAAGGGAAGAUUGCGUUACAAGUGUGAACAAUGUGAUUAUGCAAGUAAUCAAAAAUCGGAUGUUAUACAUCAUAAUAGACAACAUACUGGAGAAUGUCCAUAUCAGUGUUUUUAUUGUUUGUUUACUUUUAAGUACAGACCAUCUUUUAAAUCACAUCUGUUUAUUCAUAUUGAUAAAAAUUUAUCAUGUGAUAUUUGUCAUGAGAAAUUCACAAAAGAUAAUUUACUAAUAACGCACAUGAUUUAUUAUCAUUCGUUUUCACCAUCUGUUAAGGCGCGGCAAUGUAAAAUUUGUCGAGAAUUAUUCCCAGAUCGAUAUAGUUUGAAGAUUCACAUUGAAACCCAUAAAAAUGGAAGUUUAUUUAAAUGUCAUAUUUGUUGUUAUACAACAAAAUUAUUACGAAAUAUAUGGAAACACGUAAACAACCACGUAAACAAUAGAUUUAUUUGUAAUGAUUGCGGUAGAUCACUUAAAAAUAAAAAUGGAUUGACAGAACAUUGGUAUUUACGUCAUAAUUUUGCUAAUUAGUUAAGAGUAUAUUAUAAAUGUACUCAUUGCUAUAAUCGUAUUACUCAUUUACGAUAUAACCAUUUUAUUCGCCACGUUAUUGAUAUUCAUGGCGUAGAAUAUCUGGAUAAAAUGUAGCUGUUUAAGAUUUACUCAAAAAUUUUUAUAGAUGUAACCGGCUGAUUUAAAUUCAUAAAUAAUAUCAGUUUUGAAUUUUUUUUACUUCGAAGUCACAGUCUAAAGAAAAUUUUGAAAAAAUUUAGUUGAUAAUUAAAAAAAAAAAUGAAAA
This is a messenger RNA of Microplitis mediator, 2287 nucleotides long. RefSeq names its product zinc finger protein 37-like. Bases 340 to 2019 code for a protein of 559 amino acids. Lineage: Eukaryota; Metazoa; Arthropoda; Insecta; Hymenoptera; Braconidae. The record is from RefSeq and is a predicted model, not a curated record. The transcript is spliced from 3 exons.